CGGACAGUGGAAACAAUUCAGGCUGAAUAAACCGAAAAAAACCGACCGACAAAUACGGAGUGCACAAAUGGCGGCGCUAAAAAUAAAUGUGGGAUUGGGGGUUGUGAGCGGGGGGUUGAAAUAGCUGUGGUCCCCGUGGAUUUUCUUGGUUUUGUCAACUCUCUGUUUACAUACUACACUUGACACAAGGAAGAAGACAAGAUGUCGGGUAUUAAACACACUACCAACCAAUCCUGCGUGCUCGUUCCCCAGAGUACAUUCCGCUAUGAAACCCGUGAUAUCCCAACACUCAAGUCAGACCGCGAUGUGAUCGUUCGAGUCGUUGCAACCGGUCUCUGUGGUUCUGACGUCCACUACUGGCACAACGGCCAACUCGGCCGCUACGUCGUCACAGACCCCCUCCUCCUUGGCCACGAAUCCUCCGGCAUAAUCGCCUCCCUCGGUCCCAAGGCAGAAGCUGAGGGCCUCACAGUCGGCGACCGCGUCGCCCUCGAACCCGGUGUCGCCUGUAACACAUGCCCACCCUGCCGUGCUGGUCGAUACAACCUGUGCCACAACAUGGUCUUCGCCGCGACCCCUCCCAUCGACGGCACCCUGUGCAUGUACUACCGCGUGCCCGCUGAAUGCUGCUACAAGUUGCCUCCGCAUAUCUCGCUGCGGGACGGUGCGUUGGUCGAACCGCUUGGUGUUGCGGUGCAUGGGUGUCGGCUUGGUGGGGAUAUGCAGGAUAAGGCGGUUGUCGUGUUUGGGGCGGGGCCGGUGGGGUUGUUGUGUGUUGCUGUUGCGAGGGCGUUUGGGGCGAGUACAGUUGUUGUGGUUGAUAUUGUGACGAGUCGGUUGGAGAGUGCGCUGAAGUAUGGGGCUACGCAUACGUAUCAGAUGGGCGCGGGUUCGCCGGAGGAGAAUGUGGAGGCGCUUUUGAAGAGUGCUGGGUUGGAGCAUGGUGCAAAUGUGGUUCUUGAGGCUACGGGUGCGGAGCCGUGCGUGAACACUGGUGUGCAUGCGGUUGCGCCUGGGGGGACGUUUGUGCAGGUGGGACUUGGGAAGUCGAAUCUUUCCAUUCCUGUUGGUCAGAUCUGUGACAAGGAGGUUGUGUUCAAGGGUUGCUUCCGGUAUGGGCCUGGGGACUUUAAGUUGGCCGUUGGGUUGUUGAACUCGAGGCGGAUCAACCUGGAUGGUAUCGUCACGCAUGAAUAUCCGUUCUCGCAGGUCGAGGAUGCGUUCAAGAACGUCCUUGGGCGUGCUGGUAUCAAGACUGUGAUUUAUGGUCCGGAGGUUGAUGAGAAUAUGGCGAAAAAAGCAGCCUAGAUUAUUGUUCUAUAGACAGUUAGACAUUUGAAGGGGAUAGAUAAAAGAAAAAUAUAAUUACCCACCUGUUCCAUUCC
This is a messenger RNA of Aspergillus glaucus CBS 516.65, 1385 nucleotides long. RefSeq names its product NAD(P)-dependent alcohol dehydrogenase. Gene Ontology annotation, biological process: D-sorbitol catabolic process. Bases 202 to 1308 code for a protein of 368 amino acids. Gene Ontology annotation, molecular function: zinc ion binding; L-iditol 2-dehydrogenase (NAD+) activity. Lineage: Eukaryota; Fungi; Ascomycota; Eurotiomycetes; Eurotiales; Aspergillaceae. The transcript is spliced from 3 exons. The record is from RefSeq and is a predicted model, not a curated record.